AUGCCCUUUGGCCUAAGAAACGCCCCAUUGAGUUUUGCACGAUUAAUGUCCCUUGUCAUGAGUGGUCUUGUUGGAAUCUCCCCUAAUGAUGAUAAGGUAAAGAGCAUAAGUAACUUCCCCGUCCCUAAGGAUCAACAUCAGAUUAAGAGCUUCUUUGGUUUAGCAGGGUUUUAUAGACCCUCCAUACCCCAUUUUGGUUCCAUUGCAAGCCCUCUUUCCCGGCUACUUAAAAGAGACUCCAAUUUUGUUUGGGGCAAGGAGCAGGACUUUGCAUUUCAAUCCCUCAAAUCUAGGUUAAUUAAGUCGCCGGUAUUGGCUUUUCCAGAUUUUUCCAAGCCCUUCAUUUUAGCAACUGACGCCUCUAACGUUGGCAUUGGCUCCGCACUUAUGCAAGAAUUCGAGGGAAAGCUAAAGCCCAUUGCUUUUGCAAGCUAUGAUAUAGAAGUAAGAACGGACCAUCAGCCACUGACCCAUAUCAUGUCUUGCAAGGACCCCCAUGGUAGAUUGGCCAGGCAUUUGGAUACCUUGCUAGAGUUCAACCCCUCAAUUGUGUAUACCCCUAGCCCUUGCAAUAAGGAUGCAGACGCCUUAUCUCGAGCACUUGUAUACUCCCUGUUCUCUGAUAACUGCCCACCCCUAGAUGCUCUAGAUAUUAAUGACAUAAAAGAAAAGCAGAGAAGUGACAGCUUGUAUAAGGACAUCAUCAAAAGUCUAGAAGCUAACCCAAGUACCCCUUUACCCCCAACCAUCUUCCGGUUAUCCCAGAGAGUUUUCCGACAUGUUAAGAGUUGUCGUGUCUGCCCAUUAUACAAGGGCUCAACCCAUCAGCCUGCCCCUGCAUUGUUGUAUGAUAUCCCUGACUUCCCAUUCCAGAAGGUAUCUUGCGAUACCCUUUCAGGAUUUAUACCAAGCCCCAGGGGCAACAGAUACCAGUCCCCCCAGCAGCUCAGCAGCGAUAAUGGAACAGAAUUCUGUAAUAAGAUCCUCUCACAGUUAUGUAGCUUAAUGAAUGUCAAAAAGGUUAAUAUCCUCCCAUACCGACCUCAGGCCAAUGGUAUCACAGAGAGACUGAACAAGACCAUCUUAAACUUAAUGAGAACUAUGAUUACUGACCAUGAUGAUGAGUGGGACCUCUAUUUACCCAUUGUACAAUCAGCUAUUAACUGCAAUUAUCAUUCCUCACUCGGUGACAUACCCCAUUUCCUGCUAUUCGGUAUGGACAAAAGACUCCCUUACGAGCUCUUGGAUGCGAAGCCAGACCCCAACUAUGAUGACAACUAUGCCAAGACACUACUUAUCAGGCAGCAAAAAGCCUUUACGUUAGCCAAGGAAAAGCUAACUUUAUCCAGGGACAAAAUAAUCGCAAACCAACAUAAGAUAGCAAGGUUUAAGGCAAUUGAUGUGGGUGCACUAGUCUUUAGGAGCAUAAAAUCCACUAACUUUCCUAUGCCCAAGUUAUCCCCUAUCUUCGAUGGGCCCUACAGUGUCGCAAUAACAAGGCACUUUGCAGGAGUUUAA
Messenger RNA from Penaeus monodon (black tiger shrimp), 1518 nucleotides. RefSeq lists its product as uncharacterized. The record is from RefSeq and is a predicted model, not a curated record. Gene Ontology annotation, biological process: DNA integration. The transcript is spliced from 5 exons. Gene Ontology annotation, molecular function: nucleic acid binding. The coding region runs from base 1 to 1518 and encodes 505 amino acids. Lineage: Eukaryota; Metazoa; Arthropoda; Malacostraca; Decapoda; Penaeidae.